Molecule: messenger RNA, 2494 nt
Organism: Chrysemys picta bellii (western painted turtle)
Lineage: Eukaryota; Metazoa; Chordata; Testudines; Emydidae
Source: RefSeq, a predicted model, not a curated record
UGUUUACCGAGAGCUCUUCCCAAGCAUGUGGGGCAGCAUGGAAGAAAAUAUGAAGUUGCUUGUUUGAAAAUGUAACAAGUGGGCCGUGGAGGUUGGCAUCGUGUGUUGAUCAGAGGUGGAAGUCAGCAUCUCAGUAGCUAAUAAGAGACGAUAAAUAGGGUGGGAAUAAGUUGUGAAGGGCCUGCAAGUGAAGACAAGUGGCUUAUGACAGAUGCUUUAGAGAAAGGAGAGCCAACAGAGGGAUGCAAAGAAAGCUGUUUCAUGGUUAAGCUAUAGGCUAGAAAAAUGAUCUUUGCAGCAGUAUUACAAAUGGAUAUGAAUGGGGCAAGAUUACAUUUGUCAGUGCUAGAGAAAAUGAUAUUGCAGUAAUCAAGAUGUGAGAUGCUGAGAACCUGGAGGAGAGUGCUAGCUAUGUGGAUGGAUCAGAAAGAAUGUAUCUUAGAGAGGCAGACAGAAUUAACAAGACAUAGACAUGGCCUGAGUUUGAGGAUCUAGAGAACAGUCUGAGUCAAAGAAGAUGCUCAGGUUAUGGACCUGAGUGACUGGCAGGAUGGUGGUGUCCACAGUGAUCAAGAAAGGAGGUGGCAUGGAGGGCUGAAGUGGACAGGAAGAGAUUAAAAGCUCUGUUUUUGCCUCAUUGAGCUUGAACUGAUGGUUAGACAGCCACAAGGAGAGGUCAGAGAGAGAGGCUGAGAUUUUAGUUUGGACAGAAGGAGACAGGUCUGGAGUAAAGAGGUAAAAGGAUGGAGUCCUUUGGAUCCCCAACAGAAAGUUGGAAAGGGGAUGAGAAGGAUCCUCUGAAGGACAUGCUGGAAUGAUUAAAGAAGUAAGAGGUGAACCCGGAGAGAUCCAAAAAACAGAAGCCAAGGGAGGACAAGAUUUCAAAAAGAAGAGUAUGAUCAACUGUUGCAAAGUUCAACUUAUGAUACCAAAACAAGACAGAAGGUGGCAGUAAAAAAGCUUUCAAGACCUUUUCAGUCACUUAUUCAUGCAAGAAGAACCUAUCGAGAGCUUAGGUUGCUUAAGCACAUGAAACAUGAAAAUGUUAUAGGAUUACUAGAUGUUUUUACACCAGCAACUUCAAUAGAAAAUUUUAAUGAAGUGUAUCUUGUGACAAAUUUAAUGGGUGCUGACUUGAAUAAUAUUGUAAAGUGCCAGAAGCUAACAGAUGACCAUAUACAGUUUCUCAUCUACCAGUUACUUAGAGGUCUUAAGUAUAUUCACUCAGCUGGAAUCAUCCACCGGGACUUGAAACCCAGUAACCUAGCUGUAAAUGAAGACUGUGAAUUAAGGAUUUUAGACUUUGGUUUAGCCCGACAAACUGAUGAUGAAAUGACUGGAUAUGUAGCAACAAGAUGGUACAGAGCCCCAGAAAUUAUGUUAAACUGGAUGCACUAUAAUCAAACAGUUGACAUUUGGUCAGUGGGAUGCAUCAUGGCAGAGCUAUUGAAAGGCAAGGCUCUUUUUCCAGGAAAUGACUAUAUUGACCAACUAAAGAGAAUAAUGGAAGUUGUGGGAACACCCAGUUCUGAACUUCUCAAGAAAAUAUCAUCAGAACAUGCUAGAAAAUACAUUGAAUCUCUACCACAUAUGCCUCAACAGGAUUUGAAAGCAGUAUUUCGUGGUGCCAACCCUUUAGCUGUAGAUCUUCUUGAGAAGAUGCUUAUAUUAGACAGUGAUAAAAGAAUAACUGCCUCAGAAGCACUCGCACAUGCUUACUUUGUUCAGUAUCAUGAUCCUGAUGAUGAGCCUGAGGCCGAACUAUAUGAUGAGUCGAUAGAAAAUAAAGAACGAACCAUAGAUGAAUGGAAAGAGAUUACGUAUGAAGAAAUGAUUAGCUUUAAACCACCUGAUUUAAAAAUGGAUAGCCUGGAAAUAGAACAGUAAAUACAACCAGCUGUGUUUUGCCAUGCUGCACUAUCAAGACUGUUGAAAACAUAGCAUUACAAUUUAACCUAUAUUCCCAAGAGUAGAUUUCACUAUCCAAAGAUGUUGGAGAAGGAAUGGAAGAGCAGGUAAAUGAUACUGAAGUCAGAUGUUUUUUGCCUUGUACUAUGAAUGUAAUCACAGAACAUAAAAGGCGAUAAAGAACUGCUUCAUUCUGACAAAAUGAUGCACUGAGUUCUGUUUUGCUGGAUUUUUCUGCAUGUUUCAUUUUAUCAGUUGUAAUGCCAAAAAUGAAGGUAACUUUUUUAUUAUUUUGAAUAUACUUUUUUUGAAAUUGUACAUUUUAAAGCAUGAAUGUGUGCAAACAUGAAAGUAGAUGUCCAUACACGCAACCAGUUGUUUCCUGGCAUUACCCUAAUUUUAUCUGUUUUUUGUUUUUUAUUUAUAGCUAGUGCCUUUAAGAAAAAGAGGGCAUGGUAGUGAGUUAGACAUAAUAUGCAAACGUAGUCAUAUCUGUGGUGGUCUUAUAAACAUAUUGGAUGUCUCUUGAGUGGUUUAACACCAGUUGGAAAUCAAUGAAUAAAUCUUUGUCAUGUUGCCAUUUAAA